Messenger RNA from Homarus americanus (American lobster), 497 nucleotides. Its product is annotated as cuticle protein CP1499-like. The record is from RefSeq and is a predicted model, not a curated record. The coding region runs from base 65 to 454 and encodes 129 amino acids. Lineage: Eukaryota; Metazoa; Arthropoda; Malacostraca; Decapoda; Nephropidae. The transcript is spliced from 2 exons.
GUAUAAAGGCGGCCAAAGACUCACAGCCAACACAGUACGGUUCCCUACUCUCACACACAUCAUCAUGAGGGCUCUGGUUGUUUUGGCAGUGGUGGGCGUGUGCACGGCUGUACCCUUCGUCCAGGACACCCCAGAGGUAGCGGCAGAGAAAGCUCGGUUCUUCCAGGCUUACCAGGCUGCUCAGGCUGCUGCUCAGCCCCAGUACAACGCCAUCCCCCACCAGGCCUACAACACCGGUCAUUACAACCCCUCUCACCACAACCUUGGGCACUACAACCACGCCCCGGCACAGCCCAAGUGGACUGGUCCCGUGGCUGCUACCAUCCCUGCCGGCCUCCCCGGGGCAGGCAACCAGGUGGCUGACACUCCUGAGGUUGCCGCCGCCAGGCAGGCCUUCUUCAGCACCUACCAGAGGCAGGCAGCAGCAGCGGCACCACCAACCCUAUACUAUUGAGCCGUACUGUCAUGAUUAGGUCAAUAAAAAUACAAACAAUAAA